Hypomesus transpacificus is the source of this 2171-nucleotide messenger RNA. RefSeq names its product B-box and SPRY domain containing (gene bspry). Gene Ontology annotation, molecular function: protein binding. The record is from RefSeq and is a predicted model, not a curated record. The coding region runs from base 125 to 1540 and encodes 471 amino acids. The transcript has 6 exons. Lineage: Eukaryota; Metazoa; Chordata; Actinopteri; Osmeriformes; Osmeridae.
UGUCAGCUCUGACCUCAGUCUCUCUGUUACUUCCGCGUUAGCCGACUACCCGAAUACACCUGUGUUUUGUAGGUGCGGCAUAGUGCACCUGACUCGAUCCGCGCAACUAGGUGUCCUAGUCGUCAUGAGUGCAGAGGAGGAUAAAUGUGAUUUAAUACCGGUGUCUUUACUGGACGAUGGCCCUGACACCGGGGAUGGUGACAGUUUUAAAAACGUUAAAAUAGAAUUUCAACAACCCAUUUUUUCCGCUUUGAAUACAAGUGGACUUCAGCAGAGCGGAACUAACCCAGGCAAAGAAGGAGUCACAGCGGUGUCCGGCGCCUCGAGCCCUUCAGUCGUGACCACCUCCGACUCAGAAUCGGGAAUAUUCUCCAGUGAAUCUGAACUGUGCGUGGAACACGACUCUGAACUCGACUCGUUUUGCUGCACCGAGCAGAAAGUCGUAUGCUCGCAAUGUCCUGUCGUGGGGUCUUGCCAGGGCCACACGGUAACUCGACUGGCCAGCAGAGCAACCGUAGUACGGAACCAGCUGGUGGAUGUGUGUGAGCAGAUACAGCUGCAGGCCCUGAGGAUCGAGCGCUUCAUCACACACACUCUGAGCAGUAAGGAGCGCACCCUGCAGCUGGAGGCGGCGGGGGCGCGGGAGCGAGUGGUGUCCCAGGGCAGCGCGGUGCGGGAGGCAGUGGAGGAGGAGGAGCAGAGGCUGCUGGAGGAGGUGCAGACGGAGCAGGAGAGGGUGGAGCAGUGUCUCCUGACCCAGAGAGCCCACUGGAGCCAGGCCAUGGCCAUGCUCACCAGCACACGAGCACGCCUGGUGCACACCCUCACACACUCACCUGACACGCUGCUAGUGUCAGCAGGCUCAGAAAUAGCUGAAAGGGUGGAGGAGGCGGAGGGCGUGGGGGAGCCGUGUGACACGGAGCAGCUGUCUCUGCCCUCAGGCUGUGGGGCCAGCAGGCUGAUGAGGGGCCUGUGGGCCAGCGCCCUGCUGCUGGGGCCCUCUGCUCACGGUUCAGCCAACCUGACAUUUAACGAGCGCACCGUAAGCCCUCUGCUCUCCCUCUCUGAUGACCUUUGCACCCUGACCUUCCUGCCCAAGCGGGCCCGCCAGUCCCCGCCCUACGACCCCGCUCGUUUCGACUGCUGGCCCAACGCCCUGGGCUCCCUCUCCCUGUCCUCUGGGACCCACAGCUGGGUGCUGGACGUGGGGCAGAGCGCUGCCUUCAAGGUGGGCGUGUGCUACGCCAGCGUGGAGCGCAAGGGCUCCGGGAAGGAGGCUCGCCUGGGCUACAACGCCCAGUCCUGGGUCCUGUCUCACUACGACGGAGACUUUUCCUUCUGCCACGCGGGGAAGAGCACCGCCCUGCUGGUGGCACGCAGGCCCAGCACCAUCGGCCUGCUGCUGGACUGGCCCAGCCAGACGCUGAUGUUCUACGACCCAGAAUCCUUUGCGGUUUUGCACUCUGUCAGACACACGUUCAGCGCGCCUCUCCUGCCCGCCUGCGCUGUGGCCGACCGCAGCAUCACCAUCCUGCACUGAGUGCGCGCCAGCAACGCUGCCACCUGCUGGUCACUACUGGUCACUGAGUGCAUACCAGCAAUGCUGCUACCUGCUGGUCACUACUGGUUUGGAAGGAAAAUAACUGGGUUUCUGAUUGUUAAAAUAGAAUGAAGUUAAAUACACUUGACUUACUUGUUGUUGAAAACGCUUGUUGUUGUAAAAGCUUCUUUUAAUACAUUUUGUCAUCUGGUUUUCACUGAAUGCAAUCUGAAAUCCAUAGUGAUGGAAUUAGUCUAAUAUUUUAUUUAUCAUAGGACCUUAAUCUGAAAUAAUGAAAUUUUUCAAGAUUUUCUGUAUGUCUGUUGAUCAAAUUUUACAGUAGUCCUCUGUAGCUCUGUCCAUAAAUAUAUUUGGCAAAAUAUUGUAUAUUUACAAUUAUAUAUUUCCUGUAAUUUAUAUACUUUGUAUUUUUAUAAUCUGUAAAUCAAUAUUUUACUACAUGUUUUUUUUUUCAUGUCUGAAACUUUUGAAAGCUAAAUAUUUAACUGGUUGAUCCAGUGAAACAGUAUAAUGUGUUUCAGACAGUAGAUCCCAUUUAGUGUAUUGCUAUGGACAUCAUAGAAUGUUUUCCCAUUUGGAUAUUAAAUCAAUAUCAUUUCAGUCAACACAA